AACAGAAAACAAACAGGAGUUUGUUGUGUUCUAUAUUAGACCAUGCCAGUGAUUAACGUUCUUAUGGGUCAUAGCCAUGGAAGGAGUCAAACCAAUUAUACAGAGAAGAAAUAACAGAGUCGGUUAGGAAACUGUUAUGGAGUCCAGUUAAAUAUCUCAUCAUCACAUGAAACAUAGACAAUCCAUUAAAAAACAAUAUAACAAAAGAAAGAAAAAAUAGAAACCGUUGUUUGGUUUUAUAAAUUGGGUGGAGAGGUUUGUUGUGACGUCUCUCUAUCUCUCUCCCUACACUCCUUAACCGAAACGGCAUGCAUUUUCUUCCUUGUUGAACUUCCUUUCUCCAUUCCUUCACGACAACAUGAAAUACCUCAUCACAAUUUGUCAUUCUGAUGUUUGACCAAACCCGAAAACGGUUAAGAAUAAAGGGAUAAAAUAGUCUUUUUUCUCCUCCUUUCCUCCACAUUCUUCUCUUGUUUUUUCUUCUUCACUUUUCUGGUAUAUGAACAGGUUCUGAGUUGUGACCAGCGUUAGACCAUCAACAGUCUUUAUACCUUCCUUGACCUCUCCCUCUCUUUUUUUGUUGUCCUCUUCUUUUUAACUUCCUUUUUAUCUUGUUUUGGGUUCAUAACCCAGCAUUUGCCUUCACUCUUCAGGUCAGAGGCCAGAAAAGAAACAGGUGCAAGUCAAAGCUUGUUCCGUCAGAGAAAAACUUACAUAUGAAUAACCAAGGAAGUCAGAACGUUGCAACUUGCAAGCCCGUCACAACAUUCGUCCAUACUGACACCAAUACUUUCAGAGAAAUCGUGCAGCGCUUGACAGGUCCAACAGAGAACAACGUAGCAGCAGUAGCAGUACCAGUACCAGAAGCAACAACAACGAUAAAAACCGCCACACAGAAGAAGCCGACUUCUAAGCUCCAUGAGAGAAGGCAAUGCAUGAUGAGGCCAAAGCUUGAAAUUGUCAAACCUCCUCUGAGCUUUAAGCCCACUGGUACAACACCAUCAUCUAAAUCUGGUAAUACCAACCUUUUAACAAGUCCAGUGGGCACCCCUUCUACAUUGCUCUCUAACCUGUCCUUGAUAGAAGAAGGAGAUAAAGCAGACCAAGGUAGUUGUACGACAAACACCGAAGAAGAAGAAGAGAAAGCCAUUAAAGAAAGACGUUUCUACUUGCAUCCAUCGCCAAGGGCUAAACCAGGGUAUACAGAACCAGAGCUGCUUACUUUGUUCCCUUUAACAUCUCCCAGUUCCAGUGGCAGAUCAUAAAAAAUCCACAAGAGUAAUCCUAAGCUUGUUCUCUACCUUACUAUCCCAAAGGCCAUGUACAUGUAACAUUAUCUCAAUCACCACUUGCAACACGAUCGUUGCUAUUAGAUGAUAAUGAGCUUGUACAUGUAACAUUAUCUCAAUCAAGAUUUGUCUCUGUAACGUU
Molecule: messenger RNA, 1431 nt
Organism: Raphanus sativus (radish)
Lineage: Eukaryota; Viridiplantae; Streptophyta; Magnoliopsida; Brassicales; Brassicaceae
Product: VQ motif-containing protein 31-like
Exons: 2
Coding region: 717-1265 (182 amino acids)
Source: RefSeq, a predicted model, not a curated record